Auanema sp. JU1783 is the source of this 1476-nucleotide messenger RNA. Lineage: Eukaryota; Metazoa; Nematoda; Chromadorea; Rhabditida; Rhabditidae. The record is from the annotation of a GenBank genome assembly.
AUGAAAGUUUGUCUGUUAUCCAUAUUGGCAUUGAUUAGUCUGGCAAAUGCUCAUUCUAUUGUUGAAAUUGAUAAUGCUGUGAUAGGUGAUCCGGAGGUACAAUGUGAAUCGGAUUCAAUCUCGUUACUGUUUCUUACCAAAAACCCGUUCAUUGGCAAAAUAUUCGUUAAGGGCUUUGUAUCGGAUGAUAACUGUGUUAGUAUGGGAGACAACAAGAAGAACCAUCGCUUCUCUGUGAAGCAUGACUCUUGUGGAGUUCGUCGUCAGCGAGAAGUAAAUGGAGUUGUUGUGAUUACGACAGUAAUCGUCUCUUUCCAUUCAAUUUUCAUUACAAAAGUUGAUAGAGCUUAUCGUCUGAGCUGUUUUUAUGUGGAAUCAACGAAGAAGGUUCAACAACAGCUUGAUGUGGCAGCUUUGACGACGCAAGCUUUGGAUGGACAAACCCAAUUACCUGUCUGCCGUUAUGAAAUCUUGUCGGAUGGACCAAACGGUGUUCCAAUCAAAUAUGCUCGCGUUGGAGAUACUGUUUACCAUAAAUGGACUUGUGUCUCAGAGCUGGAGGACGUUUACUGCAUGAAAGUACAUUCAUGUACUGUUUACGAUGGACAAGGAGGACCACCAGUUACAGUUCUUGACGCCAAUGGGUGUUCAAUCGAUGGAAUCAUUCUACAGAACUUAGAUUAUCUAUCUGAUCUGUCAGCAGGCAAGCCAGCUCAGGUUUUCAAAUUUGCUGACAAAACUGGUCUUUACUUUAAUUGCCAAAUACGUCUUACCAUUAAAGACAAACAGUAUGGAUGUUCUAGCGCGCGACCUUCAUGCGGAGGAGGUCAAACUUAUGUUGAACCAUCUUCUCGAACAACAGAAAUCUCUUCAAGCGAAGACAGCGCAGAAGACUAUGCUACUAAGCCAGCUGUUUAUCCUACUACGCAAGACUCGUACACCACUGAUAGGUAUGCAACAUCCCAAUAUGCUUCAUCAACUGAUGAGCCCAGAGAUAAUUCAGCUGCUGUCUACCCUAAAGCAUCUAACCAAAAAACAAUCAUAACCGUACCAAGAGAAGGAGGCCGAAUAAGUCAUGCUCCAGGAACUAAUCCAACUUAUGCUGAUCUACAGGCUACCACUAAUGAGCCUUACGUUGACAGAGAAGAAGGAGCUGUUCCUUCUCGCAUCGUCAAGAGAAACGCUUGGUCUUUCAAUAAGAGCCUGCCAGUAACGGUAGCUGACUUCGAUUUGCCCGAGAAAGGCUUAAUUGUGUUCGGGCUGGAAGAAAAUGGAAACAACCAAGAAGAUAUUAUGGAAGGAGAUACUGCUCGUUUCAUUAUCGAAGAUCGUAUGGCUAAAACAUGUUUCACAACAAAUAAACUGAUGGCCUUCAUGGUUCUAAUCUUCAUCUUUGCCUUGGCACUUCUGUUUGUUAUGGGCUUCAUCGUUUAUCGUCAAAGACGUCUGAUCAGCAGAUCUUUCUUGAAGCAUUAG